AUGCGCCGGCAGGAGACCUUCCCAGACGGGAAAGAUGCUGUGCCGGGAUUAUUCUCGGCACGAUUCGACGGCAAGCCAACAGAGCACAAGUUCCGGCGUGUGUACGAGAUCCUGAAGGCGCACAACUAUCCGGUCCUGAUGGUCUCCGCGAAAUGUGGCGUCGACUUCGGUGAUUUGACGAUGAACUAUUUAAGCCAGAUUGAAGAGAAUCAUGGUAAGCUUAUUUGUGUAUGCACGGCUCAUUAUGCUGAGAUGACCGCUUCACCUUUCAGCUCUUUCCACGAAUUUAAUUAUGCACAAGCUUACAAAUUGGAUGUUCUCCCGCUGAAAGUGGAAGACAUCUACCCGCCACGACCUCCCAGCGGAAAAGACCAUCCUUACGACAAGGACGGUCGUGCAAAGGCCUUGAUCAAGAUGGUCUUCAGACCCAAUCUGGCCUUCACAGACGUCCGCGACCUAGAUGAGAAAGAGAUCGCUCGGGUGAUCGCAGACAGCUUACUCAAGUCGACGGGGACCCUCGUCAUGACAAGUUUGUCGUACUUGCAAAUAUCGGUGGUAUGCAGGUACAUCUUACCUGCAGGAGCCGUAGCACGAUGUCGCAAGCACAGCCAAGGCAAGGCGCUGGACAUGGAUGAGAAAAAGGCUCGCAGAAACCUGGCGGGGGGGAACCAUACCACCACACCACCAGGGUUUCAGGGUGCAGGGCGCAGGGUUUCGUCGGGUUUUGGAGUGAAUGGGCUCUGCCAGGUCGCAUUCAGCGCUGAACGUCGCUUGACCACGCCUCCCGCCCUGCGCAGCUGA
This is a messenger RNA of Symbiodinium sp. CCMP2456, 801 nucleotides long. Lineage: Eukaryota; Dinophyceae; Suessiales; Symbiodiniaceae. The record is from the annotation of a GenBank genome assembly.